GCACCACCCUGUCGGGCCUCGGCCAUCUCGCUGCCGAGCGCCCCAGCCCCCUCGCUCGCCUUCCACCUCGCGCACGACUGGAUUCCAGUUGCGCAAGCGCCGCCGCCGCCGGUUGAUCUCCCCCUUCGAUUCUCUCGCCGCCGACCGUUUCUCCUCCAAUCACUCCACGGACCGAUUCCGCCCUUUUAGCUCCCCGUUCCAUCUCCUUGAUCUCCCCCAAUUCGUAACCCUACCUUGCCCUACUGGGUCCUCCGCCCGUGCCUGACAAUGAGCAGGCACAACACACGCAAUAAGAACAAGAGGCCGCGGGCCGAUGAGUCCGCGAGCCCGUCCUAUGCUGUUCUGAAGAAGAUACAUUCCACGGGCACGAUCACGGAAGGCGAUAUCCGGCAGCUUUAUAGCGUGUGGAAGCCGGUUUGCCAGGGCUGCCAUGGGAAUACCAAGGACUCGCCCAAUUGUUUCUGUGGUUUGGUCCCCAAUGCCAAUGGAGCGAGGAAGACUGGCCUGUGGCAGAAAAAUAGCGAGCAUGUCCGUAGCCUCGGUCCUAACCCGUCUGCCGACCUCCGUGAUUCCAUGGAGACGCCUGCUGGAUUGACUAAUCUAGGCGCGACAUGUUAUGCAAACAGCAUACUGCAGUGCCUCUAUAUGAAUACUUACUUCCGUUCGGGCAUUUUCUCUCUGGAGCCAGACAUCUUGAAGAAGCACCCUGUUAUUGAUCAGCUGGCUCGGUUAUUUGUGCAGCUACACUCCAGCAAAAUGGCUUUCAUUGAUUCAGCACCUUUUAUCAAGACAUUGGAACUAGACAACGGCGUCCAGCAGGACAGUCAUGAAUUUCUCACCUUGUUUUUGUCUCUGCUCGAGCGUUCAUUAAGCCACUCCAAAGUCUCCGGUGCUAAAACUAUUGUGCAACAUUUGUUCCGCGGGAGUGUGUCACAUGUGACUCGGUGCUCAUCAUGUGGAAGGGAUUCUGAAGCAUCUUCAAAGAUGGAAGACUUCUAUGAACUGGAGCUAAACAUUAAAGGUCUAAAUAAUUUAGAAGAAAGUUUGGAUGACUACUUGAGUGUGGAGGCACUGAACGGGGAGAACCAGUACUCCUGUGAGUCAUGUCAGAAAAGGGUAGAUGCGACUCGUUGUAUAAAACUUCGUUCGCUUCCUCCUGUUGUUAAUUUUCAGCUCAAGCGUUAUGUAUUCCUACCAAAGACAACAACAAAGAAAAAGAUCUCUUCAGCAUUCAGUUUUCCGGCACAACUAGAUAUGGGAAAGCGGUUAUCAAACCCUUCAUCUAGUUACACUUAUGAUCUGGCUGCUAUUUUGAUUCACAAGGGUAGUGCUGCUAAUAGUGGGCACUAUGUGGCACAUAUAAAGGACGAAAGCAGCUGUCAGUGGUGGGAGUUUGAUGAUGAGUGUGUAUCCAAACUUGGUUUUCACCCCUUUGGUGAAAAACCAAGCAAGUCAUCUGAUAAAGUUGAUCAGAAAUCUGAAGUUACUUCUUCGGAAGGUUCUGUUGCAAAUGGUAAUAAAAGUAGCUAUCAUGAGGCUAAACCGAGUUGUACUAUGGGACCGAUGUUCUCUUCUACAGAUGCUUACAUGCUGAUGUACAAACGAUCCAGCAAGGAUGAGAACGGUACCGAGAGCAAUAAUAUCAUGGAAGCCAAUAAUAGUUCGCUUCCACGCCAUUUUGCGGAUGAGAUUAAUGAAUUGAAUGCAUUAUAUGUAAAGGAAUGUGAGGAGUAUGAAAGUAAGAAAGAUAAACUUUUGGCGUCCAUACAAGAGAGGCGUGAUGAAGUAAGAGCUGUUCUUACAGAAGCACCUGCUCCCCCAGACGAUGAUUCAUAUUUUUGGAUUUCAGCAGACUGGCUUCGCCAAUGGGCGGAUAAUGCCAACCCUCCAUCUUCGAUUGACAAUAGUCCAAUACAAUGUGAACAUGGAAAGGUUCCAGCAUCUAAAGUCACAUCUAUGAAGCGAUUAUCGGCUAAAGCCUGGCAGAAGUUACUUUCCAAAUAUGGAGGAGGACCAGUAUUGAGCCGUAAUGAUGUCUGCAUGGAAUGCCUCAAGGAUGGAGCAAAAACUGCAGUGUCUGCUGAUGUCUAUCGUGAUCGAAAAGCAUCAUUGAAAAAUCUCGCAGAAGCAGCACUUGCUGGAAUUAUCCCAGAAGGACCUUCUUACUUUGUUUCAAAGACAUGGUUGACCCAUUGGUUGCGAAGAAAAAAUGCGGAUAUCCCUUCUGAUCCUGAUAAUGUACCAACAAGUGCUCUAAGAUGCAGCCAUGGGGAUCUUCUUCCAGAGCACGCUCCUGGGGCAAAGCGUGUAUCUGUGCCAGAGAGUCUAUGGCUGUUUCUCUAUGAAACCGUCAAUGCAAGGGAAGCUGACAAUAUUGCAACUUUUCCAUCAGAUUGUCAACCAUGCGAAAUCUGUGGCGAGAAAUUGUCAGUUGUUGCUUCUGUUGAGGAUAAUCUUAGAGCGAUAAAACUCAAGCAACGACAGAGACAUGAAAAGUUAAUAUCUGGGAAAGGCUUUGCACUUCACCCUGGGCAAAAGUAUUAUUUGGUUCCUUCCUCAUGGUUGUCAGAAUGGAGAACUUACAUUACGGCGACUGGAAAAAAUGUUUCGUCGUUACCAGAACCUCAAAGUCUUGAAGUUGUUAUCAAUUCACUUAAAUGUGAGAAGCAUUCAAGAUUGUUGCAAAGGCCUCUGGAUCUAGUUUGUAAACGUGGGAAUAUCACCCAGAAAACAUCAAAUACUGAUGGGUUAGCGAUCAUCUCAGAAUCAGAUUGGAUAUUAUUCUCUGAAGAGUGGAAUAUAACACAUGGGAAUGGCGCAUCUGCUGAAAUUAUUUGUAGCAAUAGCUCUCAAGAUAAAUUGCAUGGGUCAUCUGAAGCGAUGAUAAUUUUGGAUGAAGAUCCAGACCAGUCUAUUAAUGAUGCAAAUAAUUCUUUGGAGGACAGUUCACCCUAUAUCAGAACCGAUCCUGAGGUUUGUGAAGAAUGUAUUGGAGAAAUAGAGAGCUGUGCAUUGGUGCAGAAACUCAACUACCAGAACGAAGAUAUCCAUGUCUAUCUUGUGCGUGGAAAAGAGGCACCAAAGUCAAUUAGAGAGGCAUGUCCAGCUCUUCCUAUUCCAGAUCGUCGGACUACGAAGCGUUCCCGGAGAACAACCUCGGGGAACUCGAUCAAUUUAAAAGUCUCUGGUUCCACAUCUGUCUAUCAGUUGAAACUCAUGAUAUGGGAAUCUCUAGGGAUUGUUAAGGAGAACCAGAAGCUUCAUAAAGGCUCUGUUGAGAUUGAAGAUGAUCUUGCUACUCUCGCUGACAAGGCUAUUUUCCCUGGGGAUGUUCUAUGGGUCAAAGACUCUGAAAUGUUUGAGAACCGUGAUAUAGCAGAUGAAAUCUCAGAGCAGAAGGCUGAUGUAUCUGCUGAGGAAGGCUUCCGUGGUACACUGCUGACAUCCAGUGUAUCAACUCAGCUUUGUCAAGACAUAGCAUUGAGUGAAUGAGUUUUCAUUUCCCCAAAAUCACUGUAUGCACGUGUCGGCUUCCCAGCUGGUUAUGCUUGUUUAGAGGAACCGGAGGGCAUCGGUGUUACGUGGUUCUGGCUCGAUUUUUUUUGUCUAUGUCUGUCUCCGUGCUAUGUCUUACACCUUAGCGUGUCUCAGUCUGUUGUAUCCUCGUGCCAAAAUGAGGGGGAAAACGAAGAGGUUCUGCUGCUGCACCCUUCCCUGAUCCUGAUGUAAUUACUUAGGUAGUUAAACUAUUUUCGGCUCUGCAGUCCCGUUAGCGUAGCCUUUUGUUUUGUCGCGAGAGCCAUGGGAGACUUCUGUUGUACCUGACACGGGGUGCCUAUCGAGGGUGACUUUGACUUCUGCUUGGAUGGAAUAGUAGGCUCUGCAAUGCUUUUUUAA
This is a messenger RNA of Brachypodium distachyon (stiff brome), 3897 nucleotides long. RefSeq names its product ubiquitin carboxyl-terminal hydrolase 26. Gene Ontology annotation, biological process: protein deubiquitination. Bases 268 to 3492 code for a protein of 1074 amino acids. The record is from RefSeq and is a predicted model, not a curated record. NCBI's taxonomy places the organism in Eukaryota, Viridiplantae, Streptophyta, Magnoliopsida, Poales, Poaceae. Gene Ontology annotation, cellular component: nucleus; cytosol. The transcript has 14 exons. Gene Ontology annotation, molecular function: cysteine-type endopeptidase activity; cysteine-type deubiquitinase activity; protein binding.